Dovyalis caffra is the source of this 807-nucleotide messenger RNA. The record is from the annotation of a GenBank genome assembly. Lineage: Eukaryota; Viridiplantae; Streptophyta; Magnoliopsida; Malpighiales; Salicaceae.
AUGGCGCAGAGACGGUGGCUUCAAACCCUAACUCGCCAUACCCUACCUCUCCUCUCAUCAAAUUCCACAACGUCUCUCAAACCUCUACCUCAUCUUCGAGCCUCCAUUUCUUUUAAAUCCUUCCUCUCUCCCAAACCCCUUCAACAAUUUCAAUACACUGAUCCCACCUUGUUCCACACUCGUAAUUUCUCUUCAAUUUCUCGCGACGAUAGCGAAACUGAAGAAGACGGCGAUGACGAUGAAGAUGAAGAAGAUUACUAUAGUGAUAACAAUGAGGAGGAGGAUACGAUGGUGUCGGGUAUGAAAAGGGAAUAUUCAGCGGAAGAGAAAGAAGCGGAGGCUGCCGCAAUUGGGUAUAAAGUGAUUGGACCGCUCUUGCCAUCUGACCGGGUUUUUAAACCUAAUGAGCCGGUUUUCGCUGUUGUUCAGGUUGGGUCUCAUCAAUUUAAGGUGAGUAAUGGGGAUUGUAUUUACGUGGAGAAAUUGAAGUUUUGUGAAGUAAAUGAUAAGUUGAUUUUGAACAAGGUUCUUAUGUUAGGAUCAAGUACGCAAACAAUAAUUGGUAGGCCUACAUUGCCAGAUGCAGCGGUUCAUGCAGUUGUUGAGGAGCAUGCAUUAGAUGCAAAGGUAAUUAUCUUUAAGAAAAAGAGAAGGAAGAAUUACCGUCGAACCAAAGGACAUCGCCAGGAACUGACUAAGUUGAGAAUAGCUGAUAUUCAAGGGAUUGCGAAACCAGAGCCAAAAGUUGAUCCAAAGCUAAAAAAGGCACCUGUUAAGAAGGAAGAAAAGGUUGCGGUUGCUGCUUAA